Protopolystoma xenopodis is the source of this 660-nucleotide messenger RNA. The record is from the annotation of a GenBank genome assembly. Lineage: Eukaryota; Metazoa; Platyhelminthes; Monogenea; Polystomatidea; Polystomatidae.
AUGCCUGCCGGCACCCAUCGCACUCCGAUUAGCAUUCUCCAGGAAAUAUGUGUUAAAAAAUGGAUAACUCCCGUUUAUGAGCUCGUUUCAAAUGGAGGACCUAUACAUGAUCCACAUUAUGUCUUCACCUGUUCUGCGGGUGAUUUUUCAGCUACUUCUAGGGGAUCGAGCAAAAAAAAAACUAAACACCAAGCCUCAUACUUGGUCCUAUUAAAAAUGCUCAAUAGCGAUUUUUUACGGGAAGCAGAAAAAGAUUCUUUGCAUGAUGUACAUAUGGCUGCAUCUAACAUAUUUGGUACGGAGUUUCUUCAGGGCAUCGACGAUUGUGAAAAGGUAGGCUCAGGAUCUCAGCAACAGCCUGAUGAAGACAGUAACUACGUUGGCCGAAUGCUAGAAUUAUGUCAAAAAAAUAGAUGGCCUCCUCCUUCCUAUGAAUUCUCAUAUACGAGACCCGAACCUGGCCAGCCUCCUGAAUACCAAUGUAAGGUAAAACUAUGGACAUGGGAGUAUACUGAAAUUGGCACAUCAAAAAAGAAUGCCAAGAAAAAAGCUGCUUGUACAUUACUAUUUGAAAUACUUGAUAAUGACCUCAAGAUUCCUCCUGAGGCCUUAGAACAAAUGGAAGAAGAUCAUCUGAAUAUAGUGAGCAUUCACAUUUAA